AGCCGCUCUGUUUCCCGUAGUUCUUCCCGUCGUACCCUGAGCUGUCGCCAUUAUCCUGCUGCUUCGUCACGGGGGCAUCACACAAAAGCAUGGUCUUUUUGGCGACUUCCUCUUGGUACAGACGAGUCGCAGAACGGGCUGACCCUCACCUGGGGCGUACAGCUGGUAUCGGGACGGGGAAUGAGAUCGACGGAAUCACCCCUGGGAUCGGGUGUAGGCACAAGGGCGGGAGUCCACCAGUUCUUCCACGUGUCGAUGAGUCGGGUCGUGGUGUUGGACACCAGGAAGAUAGGCGCUUGGACUGGGAUCGGGGUCGGGUUCGGCGCCUCGACGAGUGCGAAACCCCGAAGUCAGGUAUCGAUCCCAUCUGUAUGUGCGAAGGUGUCUGUGAAAGUGGGAGGGGAAGGCCUCCUCGGCGCCAGGGUUGCUGCAUUGUCCAGAACGCGGCUUCACCGAGGUGAACACGCGGCAGGAAUGACUACCCCGCCUGGAUCGUCUGCACAACAGCUGUCCAAAGGUGAAGAGGAACGGAAACGAUUGGAUGACCAACUGUCUAAACGCAGGCUGGCACUGGAUCCAGCCGGUUAUUUCAUCAUAUACUUGGAUCGUGCAAGGGAAGAGAUUGUUGCUGAUCAUUAUCGCAACGUCAUCAACGACAAGGGGAUUGCAUGUGAUCCGAAAACAGGGAAACCAAUUCCCUGUGAUGGGUCGUACAAGCCAGCUCCUAACAGGUCUUUCAGGGGGAAGACAGCCAAAGAACUGAGUGUGGCAAUACUUGAAAUGGACGCAACUGGCGGAGAGACUGCUGAGGAAGCGACGGUGAGUCUUCUCUCACAUGCCAACUACUUGGGAAGAGAGUUCCAAAAGGCGGAAGCCGCCUUGAUCAGUGGAGAAGCGUAUGUUCAAGAUUAGCUGCCCCCGAGGCCGCCAUCGACCAGUGGAGGACAUCACAUUUGAGAUUAGCACAACGCUGGGUGGACACCGCACACAGCCAACAACGUCGGGGUCAUUUUCAGCUAUGUCAACAGGGGAAAGCUAGCAAGCCUAGAAUGCCACGGUGAAACAUCAGCAAUCGGUUUCUUCCCAGUCACAUCACGCUGUCUGGUACACCACUCUGUAAAUUUCAGAUAGCUAGUUUGUUCCUGUUUGUUUUGCAAUCAAUUACUGUACUGGUGGAGAGACUGCUGAGGAAGCGACGGCGAGUCUUCUUUCACAUGCCCACUACUCGGGACAGAGCAGGUAGCUAAUUUGUUUGUGCUGAUUUGCAAUCAAUCAGUUUGAAAUUC
Molecule: messenger RNA, 1286 nt
Organism: Chara braunii
Lineage: Eukaryota; Viridiplantae; Streptophyta; Charophyceae; Charales; Characeae
Source: the annotation of a GenBank genome assembly